AUAAACCAUGUGUUAAUGGUCUUCAAUUCUUUAACUUCACAUAAAUUCUACCAUUUUUCUCUUCACCUUCACACAUUUCUUUUUUGUUUUCUUUUCCUCUACUUUCCAUAUCUACUCAUGCCAUGAAUUUAAUUAGAAUCUACUUUACUUGUUAAAACUUUAUCCCUGUGAUCUAAGGCAUUACAAAUUUGUCUUCUUGCAAGUAAUGAUAAUACUUGUGCCUUUUUCUUGAGGGAAGUGGGAAGAUUUUUUAGGUAGUCUAAAAUGAGUUUUAGGUUACUGGGAUUCUUCUUGUUGUUUGGAUUAUUUACAUUGGAAUAUGUAAUAUCAAAUACAAAUGCUUCAACAAGGCCUAAAAUAGUGAAUAUUGGAGCAAUACUCUCAUUCAAUUCCACUAUUGGUAAGGUUGCAAAGAUUGCUAUUCAAGCAGCCAUGAAUGAUGUAAAUGCUUCACCUGAAGUUCUUCAUGGAACCAAGCUUAACAUUUCGAUGCGGGAUAGUGUCCGGAGUGGAUUUCUUGGAGUUGUUGAUGCAAUGACAAUUAUCGAGAGUGGGGUAGUUGCCAUAAUAGGCCCUCAAUCAUCUGUUAUAGUUCAUGCAGUUUCACAAGUUGCAAAAGGACUCCAAGUCCCUUUGCUCUCCUUUGCAGCCACAGACCCAACUCUUUCCUCCCUCGAGUAUCCUUUCUUCGUUAGGACAACCCAAAAUGACCUUUUCCAAAUGGCAGCAAUAGCCGACAUUGUAGACUACUAUGGAUGGCGGGAAGUAACUGCCAUUUACACCGAUGAUGAUUAUGGGAGGAAUGGGAUUGCUGAUUUAGGUGAUAAGUUGGCUGAGAAGCGAUGUACAAUAAGUUAUAAAGCUCGAAUGAGCCCUCAACUAAGCCGAGAGGACAUAAGGAACGUUUUGUACGAGGUUGCCUUACAAGAAUCUAGGAUCCUUGUGCUUCAUACUUACAACAACUAUGGAUUAGAGGUCCUUCAGGUUGCUCAAUCUCUUCAUAUGUUGGAUAUAGGGUAUGUUUGGAUUGCGACAAAUUGGCUUAGCGAUGUCAUAGAUACCAAUUCUCCUCUGUCUCAAGGCGCACUUCUUAGCGUUCAAGGGCUACUUACCCUUCGUGUGCACACUCCCAACUCACAACUAAAGAGAAACUUCGUCUCUCGAUGGAGAGAUUUGGUUAGGAAAGAAAAUGUCAACGGUUCAUUUGGACUUAACACUUUCGGUCUUUUUGCCUAUGACACGGUUUGGAUCCUUGCUCAUGCCUUAGAUGCUUACUUUAAUCAAGGAGGAAACAUAUCAUUCUCUAAUAAUUUAGUGUUAAGUCAUUUGAAAGACAACAAUUUGCACCUUGAUGCACUGAACACAUUUGAUGGAGGAGAACUCCUGCUCUCUCAAAUAUGGAAAGCCAAUAUGACUGGUUUAACAGGCCAUAUUCAGUAUAACUCGGACAGAAAUUUGAUCAAUCCCGCCUUUGAUAUUAUCAAUGUCAUCGGUACAGGGCAUAAUACUAUAGGAUACUGGUCCAACAGUUCAGGAUUAUCACUUAAUCCACCAGGGUUUGUGCUAUCCAAGUCGCCCAAUCAGUCGAGAUCAAUUAAAAAGCUAUCAGCUGUUAUUUGGCCAGGGCGGACGUCAGAAAAGCCUCGUGGAUGGGUUUUUCCCCAUAACGGAAAUCAACUCAGGAUUGGCGUUCCAUGGCAUUCUGAUUAUCAUGAAAUCAUUUCAUAUUCACCAAGUACAGAUACAUUCUCGGGUUUCUGCAUCGAUGUAUUCACUGCUGCGGUUAACACGCUUCCAUAUGGUGUUCCAUAUAAGUUGAUUCCCUAUGGAAAUGGGAAAAUUAAUCCAAAAAUCAAUGAGCUCGUUGAUAAAAUUAGUACUGGAGUAUUUGAUGCCAUUGUUGGUGAUGUUUCAAUUACGACUGAUCGAACAAGGAAUGCUGAUUUUACACAACCGUAUAUUGAGUCAGGUCUAGUUGUUGUGGCACCUGUUAAGACCCAGGAAUCCAAUGCCUGGGCGUUCUUACGGCCUUUUACUCCCAUGAUGUGGUGUGUUAUCGGUGUAUCUUUCAUUUUCGUGGGCGUAAUUGUUUGGAUUCUUGAGCAUCGUUUUAAUGAUGACUUCCGCGGUCCACCCAGAAGGCAAGUUGCAACAAUGUUAUGGUUCAGCUGUUCAACUUGGUUCUUUGCUCACAGAGAGAAUACUGUGAGUUCAUUGGCCCGUCUUGUGCUAAUUAUAUGGUUGUUUGUGGUUUUAAUCAUCAAUUCGAGUUACACUGCCAGUCUGACCUCCAUGCUAACAGUGCAGCAACUGACUUCACCUGUCAAAGGGAUUGAUAGUUUGAUAGAAAGGAAAGAACGUAUCGGAUAUCAAGAUGGUUCGUAUGUUGCAAAAUAUUUGAAUGAGCAGCUCGGUGUUCCUAAAUCCCUACUUGUUCCCCUCAACUCUGAGGAUGCGUAUGCAGAAGCGCUCAAAAAGGGUCCCAAAAAUGGAGGGGUUGCUGCAGUUGUUGAUGAGCGGGCAUACAUGGAGCUCUUCCUUUCUUCGAGAUGUGAUUUCACCAUUGUUGGUCCAGAGUUCACCAAAAAUGGUUGGGGAUUUGCAUUUCCUCGAGACUCUCCCUUGGCGGUUGACUUGUCAACAGCGAUUCUAAAGCUAUCAGAGAACGGCGACCUACAAAGGAUCUAUGCAAAAUGGCUAAGCAGAAAAGCUUGCAGCUCACAGGACACAAAGUUUGAAGUAGACAGACUUGAAUUAAAGAGCUUUUGGGGUCUCUUCCUUGUCUGUGGCAUAGCCUGCUUCCUUGCUCUGAUAGUGUAUUUCGCCCUCAUUGUGAAGCAGUAUACACGGCAUUACACUCCCGAGGAAGAAAUUUUGAGUGAUCAGCCAAAAUCAAAGUCUUCUCGCGUUCAAACAUUUCUAUCAUUUGUUGACGAGAAAGAAGAAGAAAUCAAGAAGCGAUCCAAGAAACGGCAAAUGGAGAAGGGAUCAAGCAGGGGAAGUACUCCGGGAUAUGUAUCGAAUAGAAGCGUUUUGGAUUUGUCAAUGAGUCGUCCUAGGACCAUUCAUAUGGAAUUUUCUCCUGCUCAAACUAAUGGUGUGAGCAGUGAAGUAUAGAUACCUUGAGUAAAUAUUUGCAUACACUUCAUAUUUAUAUAUAUAUGUUGGGAAAUAUGAAGAUUCUUACAGGAUCAAAUAAAUAAACCCAUAAUUUAAUUAGUCA
Messenger RNA from Amaranthus tricolor (Joseph's coat), 3223 nucleotides. Its product is annotated as glutamate receptor 3.6-like. The transcript is spliced from 7 exons. Gene Ontology annotation, cellular component: plasma membrane. The record is from RefSeq and is a predicted model, not a curated record. Gene Ontology annotation, biological process: G protein-coupled receptor signaling pathway. Lineage: Eukaryota; Viridiplantae; Streptophyta; Magnoliopsida; Caryophyllales; Amaranthaceae. Gene Ontology annotation, molecular function: glutamate-gated receptor activity; G protein-coupled receptor activity. Bases 265 to 3117 code for a protein of 950 amino acids.